GGGAAAUUUAAAAUUCAAUUUUUAAAUAAUCGAUCAUGGAGGAGUUAGAACUAGCAAACGGACUCAAGUGUAGCUGCCUGAUAGAGUACGUUAGCGGCACUGGACAAGUUGUGAGGAAGCAGUCAUACAAGACAGCACGGCUGGACCUGGGAAGGAACGAAGUGGAAGAUGUUGUGCUAUUAGUGACACACCCUGGGGGCAAACUAGGCCCAUACACGCUCAGAGAACACUCCAUACACAAGCGCUUCGUGAAAGAUGGGAAGGCUACAAUCAGACUCAUCACACAGAAGAUGCAUCUACUCAUUUCCAACUGCCCAUCAGACCAACUGAGAUUGUUCAUACAUUGUAUGACAAUUAAAUUAGCGGCCAUGGGGAAAAGUCAAGGUUCUCACCGACGAAUGCUUGGCGACGUUUCCGUUCAGUUUGACGAAAUCAGCCCUCUAAACGAAAAGGAUUUGGAGCUAGCACGAAAAAAUACAGGCAGGGAGGCAAACUGCGUGACCCCCAGACAGAAAGCAACUUCAUCGAAGAUCAGUGGAAAAGAAAAUCUCACCACACCGCGACGAAUUGAUAAGUGCCCACAGAAAGGCAUCAAAAGAAAACUAUCAGAAAUGAACACAGCGAGAGAAGAGGAUCUGAAAUCGGCCCCCUCAAAACGACCUGUCAUGUUAAAACCCCUCGGGCUUCCAUUAUCAAAAGAGCAGACGCAAGUUUUACAAGCUGUACGGAACGGCGAAAGUGUUUUCUUCACGGGCAGUGCUGGAACUGGGAAGUCAUACCUGCUCAAGAAAAUCAUCAGCUCCAUGCCACCUGACUCCACCUUCUGUACGGCCAGUACUGGAGCAGCUGCCUCGUUAGUGGGAGGGUCCACACUUCACGCCUUUGCAGGUAUUGGUAUCGGAACUGGAUCCAUUGAACAGUGUUUGCGAUUGGCAUCGAGGGAAUUCCCCUCUUCCAACUGGAGGAGAUGUCAGUGUCUGAUAAUUGACGAGAUUUCGAUGAUUGAUGGAGACUUCUUUGACAAGCUGGAGGUGGUGGCUCGGACCCUGAGGAGAUCAAAGAAACCGUUUGGAGGGAUCCAAUUGGUCAUCUGUGGGGACUUCCUUCAACUGCCCCCUGUUGCUAAGGACGGAGAGGAGAAGAGCUUCUGUUUCCAGGCCAACAGUUGGAGCACUUGUAUCACGCGCUCUAUCGAGCUCACGGAAAUAUAUCGACAGAAUGACAAACAAUUUAUUGCCGUACUACAAAACAUUCGGAUUGGUCGCUGUCCACCGGCCGUUGCCGAGCUCCUCAGGUCUACGGCAACCAAUCAGAUUGAGCGCGGAGGUAUACGAGCAACGCAGCUGUACACGCACACAGAAGAUGUUGAGAGUAAAAAUGUUCGAGCUUUGGAAAGUUUAAGAGAAGAGUCGAAAACGUUCAGUGCAGUGGAUAGUGACCCUCAGCUGAGCAAAAUGGUAGACAACCUUUGCACUGCGGGUAGUCUAAUCGAACUCAAAGUGGGAGCACAGGUGAUGCUGACUAAGAACAUUGAUGUACUGCGUGGACUGGUGAAUGGGGCAAGGGGCGUGGUCAAGGAGUUUGAGGCAACUAAAGGCCACCCGGUGGUCCAGUUCACCUCUGGACCGCGCCUACCCGUGCCCCCAGAGAGGUGGAGUGUACGGACCAGUGGAGGUGUGGUGGUGACAAGGAGACAGCUGCCACUCAAACUAGCCUGGGCCAUCUCCAUUCACAAGAGCCAGGGGAUGACUCUGGACUGCGUUGAGAUGAGCCUCGGUCGAUGUUUUGAGGACGGGCAAGCAUACGUUGCACUCUCCAGAGCCAAGAGUCUGCAGUCGCUGAGGGUCAAGGACUUUGACCCCAAGUGUGUGCGUGCUAAGAAAGAUGUGUUGGACUUUUAUCGUGCCCUGAGGCAAAUGAGGAGAAACUAUAUAGAAAACAGCUGAUAGCUUUUCCAUUUGUAUAUAAUUUCUUUUGAAUUAAAUUAUUAUGUUCAUAUACAAAAACAAAAAAAAACAA
This is a messenger RNA of Halichondria panicea, 2019 nucleotides long. RefSeq names its product ATP-dependent DNA helicase PIF1-like. Gene Ontology annotation, molecular function: ATP hydrolysis activity; DNA helicase activity. The record is from RefSeq and is a predicted model, not a curated record. Gene Ontology annotation, biological process: DNA repair; telomere maintenance. Bases 36 to 1946 code for a protein of 636 amino acids. NCBI's taxonomy places the organism in Eukaryota, Metazoa, Porifera, Demospongiae, Suberitida, Halichondriidae. The transcript has 5 exons.